GUGCUAAAUGCUAAUCAUACCAAGAAUCUGGGUUAUUUCCUUUCAUCUCCAACCCAAAAUUUAUUACUAUUUUUUGUUUAUGGAGUUGAAAAAUAAAUUAAAUUCUUCCCUGGAGCAAAAGAUCAAAUAGGAAAAAGGAAGGAAAAAAAAAACCUUUCUUCCUCUCUUUGCCCUUUGACUCCAUUUUCAAUAUUCCACAGUUAUCAUCCUCUUAAGUUGGAAAGAUGACAGAGAUAUUGUUGGGAACUCAUACGAUAAAAUCCCAUGGAGUCAAGGUGGUCAAAGCACAUAUACAUAACUGGCUAAUCCUCGUAAUUCUUGUCGUCAUCGACGGUUUGUUGAAUUACGUCGAGCCCUUUCACCGCUUCGUCGGACAAGAAAUGAUGACGGAUUUAAAAUUCCCUUUCCAUGAAAAUACCGUUCCGGUGUUGGUCGUACCGGUUAUUGCAGUAUUGGUGCCUUUCAUUAUUUUUGGUGUAUACUACUAUUUGAGAAAGGACAUUUAUGAUUUUCACCAUGCUAUACUAGGCAUUCUGUAUUCCGUUCUUUUGUCCGGAGUUAUUACGGACUCGAUCAAAGAUGCCGUCGGUAGGCCGAGACCGAAUUUCUUUUUUCGAUGUUUCCCCGAUGGGAAGGCUGUGUUUGACCAAGUUUCAGGGGAUGUUGUCUGCCAUGGGGAUGCAAAGAUUGUCAAGGAAGGAUACAAAAGUUUCCCUAGUGGUCAUACUUCAUGGUCCUUUGCAGGUCUUUGUUUCCUUUCGUUGUACUUGUCGGGAAAGCUCAGAGCAUUCAAUCGCAGAGGCAAUGUCUCAAAACUUUGUAUCGUGAUUUUCCCGGUACUUGCCGCUGUUCUCGUGGGUAUUUCUCGAGUGGACGAUUACUGGCAUCAUUGGACGGAUGUUUUUGCCGGAGCUCUUAUAGGAACGUCCAUGGCAGCAUUUUGUUACCUGCAGUUCUUUCCCUGUCCUCAUUAUGAAGAUGGUUGGGCACCUCAUGCAUAUUUUAAGAUGAUUGCGGAAAGACAAAGUGGUGAAAGUCCAGAAAGCACAAUCAGAUCUCCAAACAAAAAUGAAUCUAACGAUAUUGAAACACAACCUAUGUGAUGAGUAGAAUCAAAGUCCAAAACCAUAUUAACAUAUUGUUAAGUGAAUGUAUGUAUACGUGAAUGUCCACGUAACAUAUAGAGUUCACCAAAUAAAUGCAAACAAUUGUACUAAUAAUAUCUGUGUAUGUCUCAUCUCCUAUGCCCUAUAUUAUUCGUCAUGUCUCGAAACAAAGGAGACGGUUUCCGCCUGUUGCGGGUUGUCUUGAAUUUAAUGUAGACGAGGAAAUUUGGGACGUGCGGUGGUGAUUUUUAUAGACGAGGAAUGUAAGUUACUUUUUUAUUCCCCGAACCUUGGGGAAUGUUUGACUCCAAUUUCAUCGAUGUAUGGGUAGAUGAGAUGGCGGCUAUCUCGUAGUGCUUCCUCUGUAUGUUACUAUUGACAAUGGGAAUAUUCAAAAGUUUUGAGAUCUAUUCAUCGUUAUAUUAGCGUUUUGUUAAGAUUGUAGGGAUGCAAAGAGUCGAACUGUUGGGCUGAAGUCCUGCUAAAAGCAAUCUAUGUUCUUAGUUUGCUUUAUAGCUAAUGCCUCCUUCA
Messenger RNA from Gossypium arboreum, 1637 nucleotides. Its product is annotated as probable lipid phosphate phosphatase 4. The transcript has 7 exons. Bases 225 to 1103 code for a protein of 292 amino acids. NCBI's taxonomy places the organism in Eukaryota, Viridiplantae, Streptophyta, Magnoliopsida, Malvales, Malvaceae. Gene Ontology annotation, molecular function: phosphatidate phosphatase activity. Gene Ontology annotation, biological process: phospholipid metabolic process. The record is from RefSeq and is a predicted model, not a curated record.